Aspergillus chevalieri is the source of this 1089-nucleotide messenger RNA. Its product is annotated as DUF1769 domain-containing protein. The coding region runs from base 1 to 1089 and encodes 362 amino acids. The record is from RefSeq and is a predicted model, not a curated record. The transcript is spliced from 2 exons. Lineage: Eukaryota; Fungi; Ascomycota; Eurotiomycetes; Eurotiales; Aspergillaceae.
AUGGCUCCAUGCUCCCGAUCAACAUCAAGCAGCCGUCUAACCCCCAGCCGACGCCGUUCCAGCAGCGCCUCUAAAUCAAAUACAUCAGCGACGUCAGGCGAACUCUUCGACCAAGCACAGCACAAGAAGUACCGACUGAAAGUCACAGCAGGCACUCAAUAUUACCCGUCAACCCAUCAGGUGGUCCCCGUGAACGGCGACGAAACGGUACGCAUAGAUAAUGACCUUGCGACGGUCAGCUUGGCUGUUAGGAUCCAGGGUUAUAACGGUACCUCCCUUCCUGCCCCCAACCUUCCAUACAUGAACCUGAAUACUAAUUGGAAGAUAGGAUACCCCGACACCUCCCCAACAACCCACCCCAUCUUUACCCACCCCACCCACACAACAGACCAAUACUCCCUAACCUUCAGCAUCAUUUUCAAAAAGCCCGUCAACGGCAACGAUCUCCUCUUUGGCCACGACUUCGACCGCCCCAUCCGCGACCGCCUACCGCCCGGCUUCAACACUGCCCUCCGCCUCGUAAAAUGGUCCAUCGAUCCCUCCAUGGACGGUGAUGCGUACGCGGAUAAACCGUACCUGUUUAGCCCCGCGCUUGCGUCGUGGAAUCAGUUCCGGGUUGGGAAUAAGGUGAAGAGUGGGGAUGAGGUGCCGAGGGUCAAUGGAGUUGUUGUGCAGGAGGGGGAUGAGGGGGGUGAUGCUGGAAAAGUAAGGGAGGAGGCCGGGGUGCCGGGGGAUGCGAGUGAGAGAAUGAAGUUUUUCCAGGGGGAGGAGGAGAGGAAGAAGUUUGUGUUUGAGGAGGGGAGGGUUUAUAGUGUUGGGUUUGGGAAUCCGUAUUUGGUUUUUAAUGACUUCUCGCUGCGGUUACCUGGGUUUACGUUGCAUGCUACUAAGUAUGUUGAUGAGAAGAAUCAUGAUUUGCGGUAUGUGUUGAAGAAUCGGGAGACGGGGGAAGUUUACUUUGUUGUAUUGUUUACUCUUGUUCUUGUUGGGACGGAGCAAGAGAAGGAGCAUAUAAAAGAGGCUGAGGACGGGACGAAAGAAACCAAGGAGAAAGAUGGGAAUUUGGGGAAGAUUGGUUGGGAGGCCUAG